AUGUCUAUGGAUAUGGACAACAAUAUUGAAAUUUUAACACAUUCAAAUGAUAGUAACAUUCUUUCAGCUCAUGUGAAUCAAAUACAAGAAUUGAUGUUCACCUUUAGUUCACAACUUCAAUUAGUCACCUCUGUGAUCGCCCAAUUUACACCUAUGACUA
Funneliformis mosseae is the source of this 160-nucleotide messenger RNA. NCBI's taxonomy places the organism in Eukaryota, Fungi, Glomeromycota, Glomeromycetes, Glomerales, Glomeraceae. The record is from the annotation of a GenBank genome assembly.